Messenger RNA from Trifolium pratense (red clover), 2229 nucleotides. Its product is annotated as short-chain dehydrogenase/reductase family 42E member 1. Gene Ontology annotation, molecular function: 3-beta-hydroxy-Delta5-steroid dehydrogenase (NAD+) activity. The coding region runs from base 647 to 2083 and encodes 478 amino acids. Lineage: Eukaryota; Viridiplantae; Streptophyta; Magnoliopsida; Fabales; Fabaceae. Gene Ontology annotation, biological process: steroid biosynthetic process. The record is from RefSeq and is a predicted model, not a curated record. The transcript has 7 exons.
GUAAUGAAGAUAUCCAAAAUCCCUUGGGUAUGAGUUUGGGUUUGAGUUUGGAUUUGGGAGGACAAAAUCCGUUGCCGCCACGUCCUAUUGCUAUGCCUAGCUCGCAAGGAGGUGUUAUGAGUCGGACAUGGUUCCCUGCAUUCAAAUAGUGACCGCAGGUGCCAAUCACUAUUUGAAUCUGGAUAAUGAAUUUUUAAUCAAAGGGCAUGGUGAUUUGACUGCAUCACUGCACCAGAUAAAAAUUCAAUUAUUUACUCUAUAAAUAGUAAUAGUAAUUGUCUCAACACCAUCACUAUUCACUGAGUCGCUCUCUUCUCUGAACACUGCGUUUAACGUCUUCGACCUCUCGCUCAUCCGCGUUUGUCUUCAAUCAAGGGGGGAAUGGACGGCGCAGCAGAUUGAUUGGUUUGCAUGACCGUCAGAUUACGGUUUGGAGGGUAGAUGCUCAAAUCAGAUUAAGCAAAGCUCAUGUCUUAGUCUAUGGAAUGAAAGAAACAUUAGUUUUCUUUGUUUUGAGUUCAAAGAAAUACCUUACAAAUCCAAUCCGAAGGAAAAAUAUUUUAAGCUCUUGUUCUAGCUAAACACGGCUGUUGAUAGAUAAGCUGAUCAUUCAAGAAGAAGAAGAAGAAGACGAAGAAGAAGAAGAAUGCACUUGAGCGAGAACGAAGGAAUAGAGGGGAAGACCUUUGUGGUGACGGGUGGACUCGGAUUCGUAGGAUCUGCUCUGUGCUUGGAACUCAUAAGAAGAGGUGCUGAAGAGGUGCGAGCCUUUGACCUCCGCCAAUCUUCUCCUUGGUCGCAUGUUCUUAAUGAGAAGGGAGUCAACUGCAUACAAGGGGAUGUUGCCUGCAAAGAGGAUGUUGAAAUGGCACUCCGUGGUGCUGAAUGUGUAUUUCACCUUGCGGCCUUUGGAAUGUCAGGAAAAGAGAUGCUGCAAUUCGGUCGAGUUGAUGAAGUCAAUAUAAAUGGGACUUGCCAUGUUCUGGACGCUUGCCUUGACCUCGGCAUCAAAAGGCUUGUCUAUUGUAGCACAUACAACGUUGUCUUUGGAGGUCAAAAGAUCCUCAAUGGAAAUGAGACCUUGCCUUAUUUCCCAAUUGACCGCCAUGUUGAUCCAUAUGGCCGCAGUAAAUCAAUCGCUGAACAGUUGGUACUAAAGAAUAAUGCCCGCCCUCUCAAGAAUGACACCGGGGACCGUCUUUACACCUGUGCUGUUCGUCCAGCUGCAAUCUAUGGGCCGGGGGAAGACAGGCACCUUCCAAGGAUCAUAACCAUGGCUAGGUUGGGUUUGCUUCUGUUCAGAAUUGGCGAGAAAACUGUAAAGUCGGAUUGGGUUUAUGUGGAUAACCUUGUCCUUGCUCUUAUACUGGCAAGUAUGGGACUUUUGGAUGACAGCAAUAACAAGGGAAAGCAACCUAUAGCUGCUGGCCAGACAUACUUUAUAUGUGACGGUUCACCUAUCAAUUCUUUUGAAUUCCUUCAACCUUUACUCAGGAGUUUGGAUUAUGAACUACCCAAAACAUCUUUAGCUGUCGAACAUGCUCUUGUUCUUGGGAGGAUUUGCCAGGGUGUUUAUACAAUCUUAUAUCCAUGGCUUAAUCGGCGGUGGCUGCCUCAACCAUUCAUCCUUCCGAGUGAAGUACACAAGGUGGGAGUGACCCACUAUUUCUCUUAUCUUAAAGCCAAAGAAGAGAUUGGCUAUGUUCCCAUGGUGACCUCGCGAGAGGGAAUGGAUUCUACCAUAUCUUACUGGAAACAGAGGAAAAGGCAAAUUCUGGAUGGGCCUACCAUCUAUACCUGGCUGUUUUGUGUCUUUGGAAUGACCUCACUCUUUUGUGCUGCUUUCCUACCAGACAUAGGGAUUGUGUUUCUUCUCAGAGCUAUAUCUCUAUUUGUCUUUCGGUCAACGUGGAUGACAAGGCUGGUAUUUUUUCUAGCGACAGCUGCACAUGCCAUUGAGGCCAUUUAUGCUUGGUACCUGGCUAAAAGCGUGGAUCCUGCCAAUGCAAGAAGCUGGUUUUGGCAAACAUUUGCUCUGGGGUUCUUUUCAUUGCGUUUUCUGUUGAAAAGAGCAAGGAAAUAAGUUCUUGUACCAUAGUUGAUGUUAAGAUAUGAAUUAUCUUUCUCGACUCUCGUCAAUUGCAUGACAAAUUGUACCCUCUAUGAUAAAUUUAUUAGUGUUUGUAAUAAACAAAAAUAAUAGCUAAGUUGGUAAGAACAUUGCAUUAA